AUGGGAGAAGAAACGAAAAGGUAUGCAGUAGUGACAGGAGCUAAUAAGGGGAUUGGUUAUGGAAUAUGCAAGAAAUUGGCUUCAAAUGGUAUUGUGGUAGUGCUUACAGCUAGAAAUGAGAAAAGGGGUUUGGAAGCUGUGGAAAAAUUGAAAGAGUUUGGACUCUCAGACUUUCUGGUUUUUCAUCAACUUGAUGUGACUGACCCUCCAAGUGUUGCUACUUUAGCACAUUUCAUCAAAACCCGAUUUGGGAAACUUGACAUCUUGGUGAACAAUGCGGGUGUUCCUGGUGGAAUAGUAAAUGGAGAAAAUGUUCUGAGAAAGAAAAGGGGUGAAAUAUCAGAUUGGAGUAUAAUAGUACCUCAAACUUAUGAGUUGGCCGAAGAAUGUGUUGAAAUUAACUUCUUUGGUGCAGAAAGAGUAACUGAAGCUCUUCUUCCCCUCCUUCAACUAUCCACUUCACCCAGGAUUGUCAAUGUCUCCUCUAGAAGAGGAGUAUUGAAGAAUAUCCCAAAUGACUGGGCAAGAGGAGUGUUUAGUGACAUUGAAAACCUCACAAACAAAAAGCUUAUUGAGGUGCUUAGGAAUUUUUUGAAAGAUUACAAAGAGGGAUCAUUGGAAUCCAAAAACUGGCCACCUGUUCUUUCUGGUUACACCAUGUCCAAAACAGCUUUAAAUGCCUACACAAGGAUGUUGGCUAAGAAGUUUCCUCAUUUUCGUGUGAAUUGCUUGUGCCCUGACUUUGUUAAGACUGAUUUGAACCAGAAUGUAGGCUUUUUAAGCAUUGAUGAAGGUGCUGAAACUCCUGUCAGGCUAGCAUUGUUGCCAGAUAAUGGUCCUUCUGGUCUCUUUUUCUUAAGGGAAGAAGUCCUUUCCUUUUGA
Molecule: messenger RNA, 882 nt
Organism: Abrus precatorius (Indian licorice)
Lineage: Eukaryota; Viridiplantae; Streptophyta; Magnoliopsida; Fabales; Fabaceae
Product: (+)-neomenthol dehydrogenase-like
Exons: 5
Coding region: 1-882 (293 amino acids)
Cellular component (GO): membrane
Molecular function (GO): oxidoreductase activity, acting on the CH-OH group of donors, NAD or NADP as acceptor
Source: RefSeq, a predicted model, not a curated record